Messenger RNA from Coprinopsis cinerea okayama7#130, 1044 nucleotides. RefSeq lists its product as hypothetical. Gene Ontology annotation, cellular component: ribonuclease MRP complex; multimeric ribonuclease P complex. The coding region runs from base 1 to 1044 and encodes 347 amino acids. Gene Ontology annotation, biological process: tRNA 5'-leader removal; endonucleolytic cleavage in ITS1 to separate SSU-rRNA from 5.8S rRNA and LSU-rRNA from tricistronic rRNA transcript (SSU-rRNA, 5.8S rRNA, LSU-rRNA); tRNA 3'-end processing. NCBI's taxonomy places the organism in Eukaryota, Fungi, Basidiomycota, Agaricomycetes, Agaricales, Psathyrellaceae. Gene Ontology annotation, molecular function: ribonuclease P activity; ribonuclease MRP activity. The record is from RefSeq and is a predicted model, not a curated record. The transcript has 6 exons.
AUGGCCAACCUCGAGAAACGGAGACUAAAAGUCUCGACUGGAUCGUUACCCUCCGACAAGACCGCCCUGGAGACUCUGCCGUUUCACCAUCCUUUUGUUAGCCAGGCAAGUCUAUCCGGAUUACUAGUCGACGUCGUCUUUCCUGAAAAUAUCACCCUCGCAAACGCGUUAUCGAAAUUGGAGACGCGGUAUGUGAAGGGGAGGACGAGGCUCAGCGUCAUAGUCGUGAAUGGAGAUUCGUUUGGGAGUGGCGAAGUCACAAUGCUCACAACCAACACCGUCGGGUCUUCACAGGACGUAUGGUGUAUCGACCCUCGAGGCGUCCUGUCUCUCUGUGUCUGCAAGGAGACAUACGAAUCGCUAGGAAUUGUUGGGAAACCUCUGCCGUUUAAAGGUCGUUCAGACCAACACGACCAUGAUCGCAUCCCUGAACUCUCAACAACAAAAGACGCUGAAGUCCGGCAAGUGAGAUGUAAGAAGCGGGAAUCCACCGACGUGUAUAUUCCAUCUUCGUCCCUCGGAGCGCGACCUACGUUGGCCGGUUCGAAAGGGAAGAAGCCGGCUUCUUAUGAGGAUGAGAUAGAAGAUUGGAAUAGGGAUCUUAUGGACUUGUUUGAGUGGGCGGGGUUGGCGGCCCUUAAUUCUCCCAGAAUAUCUGCCCGAGAUCGUGCGGACCCGUACAUUGCGGUCUAUGAACCUCCGCAACCUUCGAGCGUGGGCAAUGUCACACAUCUAUGCUGGAGGGGCCUCCUUGCGCCUACCUUCGUGCACACUAUCAUCGAACAGACUUGUAAAUCAAUCGAAAGUCAAGCAUCGACCGCACAGAAGCCAAUCUUCGCUUUCAUCACUGUCCACGGAGUGACAACGAUCCCGAUUUCAUACCUUUCUCCAGGUGGAGAAGGGAAGGAAGCACAGGCUUUCGUCCGACUUCCUCGUCAAGACACCGAAGAUACAUGGAGUUUGCUGGUCAAUGCCACGCCUUCUGGGGGUGUCUCUUGGACAUUGCUUGAGUGCAUCGGGCAAUGGGACACGCGAUGGGGCUAG